Molecule: messenger RNA, 2115 nt
Organism: Lachnellula hyalina
Lineage: Eukaryota; Fungi; Ascomycota; Leotiomycetes; Helotiales; Lachnaceae
Product: Fusarisetin A cluster transcription factor
Exons: 2
Coding region: 1-2115 (704 amino acids)
Biological process (GO): DNA-templated transcription; regulation of DNA-templated transcription
Cellular component (GO): nucleus
Molecular function (GO): zinc ion binding; DNA-binding transcription factor activity, RNA polymerase II-specific; DNA binding
Source: RefSeq, a predicted model, not a curated record
AUGUCGUGCACGCUUAACUUUGCCAGGCUGAAGUGCGACCGACAGCACCCAUGCGGAGCUUGCUCAAGGCGUAGCCUCACCAACUCCUGCAAUUAUGCGACGACAUCUUCUUCUACGCCCGAUGCUCAGCGGUCCGUUGCUCCGCGACAGUCCACCAGCCUCCAUGGCAGAAUCUCUGAACUGGAGAGCCUUGUUGUGACGCUCAUGGAAGCCCAAUCACUCCCAAGUCCGCUCGCACCGAAAUCGCCGGGACCAAGCUCGCUCUCAUUCACAGAUGUGUUCCCUGAGACCCAGAGACCAAAGAAAUCCCAGGAUGAAGCUGCAUCCCCGGCAGACCCUGGCACCCUAAAGUUGCGCGAGUCUGGAAUCAGCUAUGUCCAGAGUGCCCAUUGGGAGGCCAUUCUAACUAAAAUCAGAGGAUUUCGUGAUUUGGUCACUGAUAGCAAGGCUCCACCCGGUUCACGCUUGUUCUAUGGCCCGAACCGUCAUGCAACUCGAGAUGAAAUACUGGCUGCUGUUCCUCCUCGUCCAGUUGUUGACCGCCUCAUGGCCCUUCACUUCGAUUCCUACAUUAUCUCUCCCUGUCAGUACAUCCAAGCUUUCUUUCCACUCUUAGAGGCAUUGACUGUGUGCUGUAGAUCUCAUUCAUCGCAAGAAGUUUCUCCGAGAGGUGGGUUCUUUUUAACCUGGCCGAUUACAAGCAGUCUGACAUUUAACCAGUACGAAAGCUUCUGGGAAGAUCCGUCUGCAACUUCUAUCGCUUGGAUCGGUCUCAUGUUCUCCAUGUUAUGUAUUGCUGCGCAGUUGCAGGCCUUCACCAUUGACUUGAUCGACGGACAAGCCGAAUCGCUCAAGGCGGAAUAUCUUACCACGAAGGAUGACUUCCGGGAUAAGGCCGUUCAGUGUCUUAUUCUGGCCAGGUAUACGACGGGAGGACCAUAUAUCUUGGAAACCCUCAUAACGGUCCUUACUGGAGAGUUUAUACUCGUGAAAGAUAGCUCUACCGAUGGCUGGCUUUUGAUCAGUACGAUACUUCAUCUUGCAAUGCGCAUGGGCUAUCACCGGGACCCAGAUCACUUUCCCGGAAUAUCUCCAUUCGAGGGUGAGAUGCGUAGACGCAUUUGGACCAUAAUUCUUCAAUUAGAUCUCGUUCUCUCCUUGGAGAUGGGCCUUCCUCGAAGUGCCACAGAUACGCACAUCGAUACAAAACAGCCCCGUAAUCUGCGCGACUGUGAUUUUGAAGAGGACACGACCGAGAUGCCUCCGCCGAGGCCAGAAACAGAAUGGACGCCGGUGAUCCCUCUCAUUGCAAAAGGGCGACUGAUAUCAGCUCUCGGCUUGAUUUGUGACGUCAACACCGAUAUUAAUCCCCCUUCCUACGAGCAGGUCAUCAAGGUCGACGCACUUCUUGAAGAUGUGCACAAUCAUGCUAUUCCGGCCGUGCUGCGCUGGCAAACUAUGCCACACCCCAUCACGGAUAGUCCAAACCUUGUGAUACAGCGGGUAAGUGUAGAAACGACCUACUACAAAUCACGCAUCCUCCUGUACCGGAGAGCUUUGAUCAGCUGCCCAGUUCGACAGACUGAAGAGCGGACCAGGGAUUCGGUGCGAAUUUGUUUAGAUUCCGCACUCAAAAUUCUAUCGUAUCAACAGAUGCUUCACGAAGAGUCUCAGCCAUUUGGUCGUUUGUCUCAGCUUAGAUGGAAGGUCACCCAGAUUUUCAACCAGGAUGUUCUCCUCGCAACGAGCGUGCUCUGCCUCUACCUUCAAGACGUCGAUAAAUUUGAAUUGCCUGAGACUGCAGGACAGACAACGUGGUCGCCUAGGGCUGAAGAGAUUCGACAACGACUAACGAUUUCGCACAAGAUUUGGCUUGAAAUGAGUACCGCAUCUGCGGAAGCUGGGAAAGUAGCGAAAGCUCUGAGCAUCGUCCUUGGAAACACAGAGACGUCUUCCGAGGACGAUAAUACACCCGCUUCUUACGACUUUCUGGCGGAUUUUGAUGCCAUACCUCUGAACGGAUUUGGCGCAACGUUCAACAAUCAAUAUCUUCCUUCUGGCUUCUACUCUCCUCUCACGUUUUUUGAUAAUGUACUGGAAAAUGGGGGGACAUGA